CUCUCCUCUCCUCUGUUGCGCUCCGUCAGUUUUCCAGCAGCAGCAGAGCGCAGCGCCACGCUGACCGUCGGUCUGCCACCAACACUCGCGGAUUUCUACACUUUUACUGAAUCUGGGGGAAACAGUUCACAGUGGAUAAGCGCAGCAAAUAAGGAUUCUCCACAGCCAAGGUUAGGACGAGGACAAGCUGCUUCUUUGCCAUCAGUGGACUAAGUGUCUUGGUGCCGAUGACCCUCAGGUCAACUCAUCCAGGACGGAUGGUAAACAACAAGGCUUGACCUACAUCCCUUGAGAAGAUCUGCACUAAACAAAUAUUUGAGGCAGUUAUAUCUAAUUUCUCCAGGCAGCCGCCACCAAGAAGAUCAACACUAAAGGGUGCAGUUAAGAGACGAAAGGAGAGAAGGGAAAAGUGGGGGAGGAAGAAGUAAUCCUUUCAAAGUGCACCCCUGCCUAUUUCUGCCACGCUGUGGGCAGGGAGCAUCUUAUUUAGGAGCACUGUUGGCUGACAAAAAAAGCACUUCUCUGUCCCUGCCCGGUCAAAUGCCUGGGUAAAUACUAGAUAGAGAUAUCAAUUAGUCUGAGCUCCUCCACCGUCCGACAAAGAGACUGUAACCUAUCUAUAGAAACAUAGCAACAAACUUGGACUUUGUGGUCACUUGGAUUGCCACUUUAUAACCCUUUGAAAAAGAUUGUGAGAAAAAAGAAUGAGAGUCUCUGCAGUUUCUUACUCCUACAAACUUCUCUAAAACCAGUGGAGGCAGCAACUCACCGUGGGAGCCGGAAGUUCUAAGCCAGUCUAAGAGCUGGGCUUUUAAUGUCUUUCCCAGCUCAAUAAAGUAACAUGAAACCCCUUACUCCAAUUGGGUCCCCCUCUCCUUUGAGGCUUCUCAACAAGGGUCCAGAUUACCUGCGCAGGCAGAUUGACGGUGGGGGUCACGGCCGUUCUGUCAGCGCUGUGGAGAGGCUUGAGGCUGACAAAGCCAAAUAUGUCAAAAGCCAGCAGGUGAUCAACACCAAACAAGAGCCUGUGCUUGUGCCAUGUGCCACGCCACCUCCGCAGCCUCGGAGAGCUAUCUCUGUUCCUGGUAGUUUGACCCCUCGUCUUCCCCCCCGGCGUUCAUCCAACACUCCAUUCUCUACCCUCUCUGACUCCUUCACCUCAAAAGAUGAAAAUGAAAACGAUGAUGCUAGAAAAGAGAACAGGCAUACUUCUGCUGAUGUUAAAAUGCAUAACAGAAGCAAUGUGAGUAAAGUAUUGCCUCCAAGCCCCAGGACACCUGGAAAUACCAGCCUGGUAGCACCACACAGUGCCCCCGUUCUCAGAAGGAAUACUGGCAAACGCAUGCUGAGGCCAGACUCCCUGUUAAUAUACAGGCAGAAGAAAGAGUGCAAAAGCCCUAACAGCACCAGCCUGGGUGAAAACAAUAACUUGGAGAUAAAGGGAUAUAGUUUUGUACGUCGCCUCUUUCAGGGUUCAAUGAGAGAGAAGAGUGGUGGAGGAGAAAGAGUUCAGAAGAUGGUGAUAGGUGAGGAGAAGCCACCAUCACGGGAUGGGGACUCGAGAAUGUCUUGGACCAAUGACAAAGACAAUACAGAUGGAGGACCAAUAACCCCAAAGUCAUGCAAGAUAGACCAAGAACGCAACCUAGAGUCUACCCAAAGUCCAGGUCUUAACUGUGCAUUAGAAAACACAAAAAACGGUUUUAUAAAUAGCCCCAGUCACCAAAUAAACAGUGGUGUUAUUAACAUCAGGUGCGAGGAUGAGAGUGAUCCAUGGAAGCGUGCAUCCCCGAUGCAGCAAAGACGGCAGUUUGGAGAACUGCAGCGCUCCAAGUCAGACCUGCGCUUACGCUGUUCGGUUGCCUUAUCUGAGCAGGAGCAUUUCUUUGAUUACUGUGGACUGGACAUGGAAAUGAUAGAGCGUCUGGGACGGCAAAAUUUUCUUUCUAAUGCCAGCUCCAUAGACACGCUUUCGUUGGCUCUGCGCAGCAUAGGAGGGGACGGUUGUGGUGGCUCAGAACCCAGCGAGUUUUCCCGACACUCAGGGGAUGGGCUGUUUCAGGAAGAACUGGCGGAGCAGCUCCCUACUGGUGUGUCCAUCAUUGAGAGAAAUGCUCGAGUCAUCAAGUGGCUGUAUGGGUGCAAGAAUGCAGCUCAGGAAGGACCCAAAGAAUCAACCGUAUAGUAUGGAGAUAAAGGAUAUGAAGUUAAAAACCAGAAGUAAAUAUACACUGAAUAAAAAGUAACACAAUAUAUUUUGAAUUUCCUACAUUGAAUCAAACUGAAUAUUUAGAAAUUUAGAUUAGUGUUACCAGAAAAGGUCAUUAUGAUUCUCAAAUACCAAACAAAAAAAACGGACAGGAAAUGUUAAAAUGUUGAAGUUUCUUUAAUGAUACAUUUCUUUCUUUAGUAGUUGGUAGAGCUGCCUUUAAACUAUAUAACAAGUAAUAGUCUUGAGAAUCCUUCAAAAAACUUCUGGAUAUUUGCUGGAAUUUUGACCCAUUCCUCUGGACAGAGCUGGUGCGACUGAGCCAAGUUCUGUUUGGCACUUUGCUCGCACAUACUUUGUCAAACUUGCCCAGGGAUUUCUGUGGGUUUGAGAAAAAGUCCCUUGUUGUCCAUAUGGUGGUUCAGGAAUAACUAGUGAUAUGCAAAAGCUCAUUGUCCGUUUAGAAGAACCAUUAGAAUCAUAGCUGUACUUUCCUGGGCGAAUCCUUUAAAAGCUAGCAACAUAUUUCCACAUUUUCUUUUCUCAUGAUGCCAUCUAUUUUAUCAAAUACACCAGUCAGAACUUUAAUGCCAUCAUUCCCGAGUGCGUUCAAAACUCUAAUGCUGCCUUUGAAAUAUAUUGCUUCCUUAUUUAUGAGUGGCCUAUUAGUCAUUGGUGUUAAAGGGUUUUUAUUUAGGGAAAUUAAUGUUAUAUUACUGGAUUCAGCCAUCAUCUUCCUGAUUUACCUAAAAUGGGAAAAUCUGAGCCUGAUUUAAUGUUUAAUGUUGUAAAAUUUAGCUUCAACUCUGUGUGCUGUGAAAUGCUUAGCCUUUCACUUUCACAUACAUUGGAAGCUAGUAUUUAUCUGUAUGGAUUAUUUAGCUGCAUUAUUUCAUUCAUCAGUUAAAGAAUCUAAUGUUGCCGCAAUGAUUUAUAAACCAAACAUCAAGUUACCUGAUAUCACAGUAUUAAGUCAGUUUCAAAUAGCCUUUGUAGCAAAAUCACUUUCAUUAUUUUUUCAUAUAUAAAGUUAAUUUUCGGUUAGCCACCAAAGAACAGAAGAACACACAAUUUUACAACAUAAAACUGUAUUUUUCUUUAAAUUAUACUUAGCUGGAUUUGGUCCCCAUAUUCAUUUAUACCCCGUGUUUAAUUUGAUUUGGCUCAUUUAUACCUGUUCACACCAAAUCCUAACAAAUGGCAUGUAAAGGAUUUUACAAGAGGAAUGUGUCCAGUUUGUGUAAAAGCCAAUGGAGCUCAAUUCAGUUCAAGUUUAUUUCACAUCAUUCCAGUACAACCACAUUAAGCUCCAAUUAACGCUGCAAAUAAUGAUUGGCAACAAUAAGGAAAUCAUAAAGAUAUUAUGAGAUAAAAGGUUAGCAUGUAGACAAUUAGCCCAAAGGUUAAUACAUGUACCACAUCGUGUGUAAAAUAUUUGUUGGACUUUUUUCUAUUCAGCAAAUCAACGGCCUUGGCAAUGUUUUUAGUUUUCACAAACUUUAAAUCAGUGUCAUUAGCAUUCCAGGGCACAUAACUCUUCCUUUACUCAAAACAGACUGUUUUUUUCUCAAACCGCAGAAUUGCUGAUCAUUUCAUUUUGUUUAUUUUGUUGCUAUAUUUAUGUAUCCUAGGGACUAUUUUAUGAGUGUGAACUAACCAGCAUAGUUUGUGAGUAUCAGUGGGUUAUUGAUGUUUAAUUAUGCUCUAUAUUUUUAGCUUUGUAUUUUUUGGGCAGAACUGGAUUCUGAGCUGACUUGAAUUCCCAAUUUAACCCCUAAAAAAGGCACAUACAUGUGUGUAUUUAUGUUUGAAACUUUCAUAAAGGUUGUGACUCUUGGUGCCAAUGUUUCCUCAACAAAGUAUUUCAAAAUGGAAAACCACUAAGCUACGACGUUUCUAUGAUUUUGUGAGAGUGAAGUGAAAUGUGUGUUCCCAAUUUCAACCUGUUCAAGUUGAGUCUGUUUCUUUUUCUUGUUAUUUUUUUUUUUUACAAUUUUUACUCCUUGAACGCAGGCGUUGCAAAUAAACAUGUAAGACACUCCUCUGGAGUGUGUUGUUGCACUGAACUGGACAGAAAGAGAAAAUUAAAGAGUGUAAAAAUCACUAGUGUGUUUCAGACUGAGCUGGAUUCAGAGAAACAUGUGCAUCAAGAAAUAUACAAGCUUGGACUGAUGAAUAAUUAGUAUUUUGUUUCUUUAAACUUGUAAAAAGGUCAAACUAAUCAUUUAGGUCAAGUACAAGGUCAUCAAAUCUUAUGCAGUGUCCUGGUGUCUCAUGUCAAUGUGUCUAAGUUAGAAACUAUAAUAAACAUGGGAAACCUGAGUUAAUAGGGAAUCCUGGCUGGACUUUAAACAGGAAUCUCUCAAAAUGAUUUGCUCAACUCUGCAAACAGCUUGUGCCAUUUAAACAAAUGUCUAAGGGAGUCACCUUUUAGCAUCUGCCAGUUUACAGAUGUUUAACCCAUGCAGCUGUCCCAUGAAGGCAUACAGCGGAGUCCGAAUGGGCCCUUCUCUCACCGAUAAGCACCGAUCCUACCUCAGUUCAUCCAUUUCUCACUGCUUCACACUUUAUCUCCAAAAAAAAAAGGUCAUUCCCAUUGCCUGCCCUGGAGGAUCC
This is a messenger RNA of Cyprinodon tularosa, 4825 nucleotides long. RefSeq lists its product as uncharacterized. The record is from RefSeq and is a predicted model, not a curated record. The transcript is spliced from 2 exons. The coding region runs from base 842 to 2185 and encodes 447 amino acids. Lineage: Eukaryota; Metazoa; Chordata; Actinopteri; Cyprinodontiformes; Cyprinodontidae.